AUGGGAUAAACCUUUUUUGUAUUAAAGAAUCUUGCUGCACAUAGAGUAAAUAAUAUAUAAUAAUUAAUUAGAUUAAAAAUAGAAGAACAGUAUUAAUGUAUGCAUUAUCUAUUGAAUUUGUAAUAUUUAUUUUUGUUGGUGUGAGUGUUUAGAUUGAAAAUUAAGCAACUUAAACUCUUUAGUCAUAUAAUUUAAAAAUAUAAUUUUAGAUUUGGGAAAUACUCUUAAAAGUUUUACUUGGGUAACAGAUUCAUCAGAUAGUUAUAUGUAAAGAUUAGGAUUUUCAGUGAUCUUCUACUAUAAUAGCUAAUUAAAUC
Molecule: messenger RNA, 317 nt
Organism: Paramecium sonneborni
Lineage: Eukaryota; Ciliophora; Oligohymenophorea; Peniculida; Parameciidae
Source: the annotation of a GenBank genome assembly